AUGGUGUUUGAAUCGUUGGUUGCAGACCUUCUUAAUAGGUUCUUAGGAGAUUUUGUCGACAACCUCGAUUCAUCGCAGUUGAACAUUGGAAUAUGGGGAGGUUACGCAGAUUUUUUAGUUUUUGUCUGAAGUAUCGUGUUUAAAGGAGAUGUCAAAUUAGAAAAUUUGCAAGUGAAGGAGACGGCGUUGGAUGACCUCGACCUUCCAGUUAAAUUGAAAUUCGGCUACCUUUCCUCAUUGAUUCUGAAAAUCCCAUGGAAGAAUCUGUACAAAGAGCCAGUUAUCGCCACGAUCGACGGCUUGAACUUGAUUGUGGUGCCUAACAAAGGCGUCGUUUACAGUGAAGACAAGGUUCAGUUCUAAUGAAAUCAACUAAACUGAAGUUUUUGAGGCGAUGAAAAACACACAAGAAGUCAAGCAAAAGACGCUCGACCGGCUCGAGCAAGCCAGAAAAGACCGACGAAAGCCAAAAAACCCCGAGUCCGACACGUUCGCUGAGAAGAUGGUCGCCCAAAUUAUCAAAAAUUUACAGGUCAUCCGCUUUUCUUUUUUUGAGUGUGAAUAGUCAAAGCUCUAUUUUUUUGCUUUGAAACUUUUAUUAUGAUUCUUGAUAGUUGUCUAACAGUUUUAUUUUAUUUUCGUAGUUCUUUUUUUUCUAUUCUCGAAAUUGAAAAAAAAGAAUUGUGAUGCAAAAGUCUUGAAUUCAUUCCAAAGUAGUCCGAAUUCGAACCUAAGGAAUGUUUAAAUAAACUUGAAAAGUUAUAAUCAGUAGUUAUCCCCUUUUUGACUCACUUUUGAAAUUGAAAAAAAAGCUUUCGUAAAAGUUUCCAGAUUUGCAAUGGAAAAUUUACUGUUUCUUGGUUAAGCGUGAGUGAAACUUCUAUGCUUUUAUUGGAGUCGUAUGUUACCUUUUUUUUCUGUAGUACUAAAAACCUCAGAAUCCGAUUUGCAGGUCUCUAUUUCGAACAUUCAUGUUCGCUUCGAGGACAAAUACACGAAUCGCCACCGGCCAUUCGCUAUGGGAAUCACUCUGAAAAAUUUGGAAUUCAAGGUUUCUUUUUUUUCCCAAAGGGAGGAAGUCUUUUCUUCAGACAACUGAUGAGAAUUGGCGAGAAACGAUUCACAAAGAAACGGUUAAAAUCAUAUACAAGCUGGUUUCGUUGGAGAACCUGGCAGUGUACUGGAACUCCGAUUCUGAACUGAUUUCGGACCUCGAGGACAAGGAACAGAUCCGUCGGAAGCUGCAGGAGACCAUUCAUGACGGCAAAAAUGUCCCCAAAGGCUACAAAUAUAGUGAGUUCAUCAAAGAAAACUCAAAAAAAAGAAAUCGGUAUUUUCAAUUGCAUGUCUGCAAUUUAGGAGAUUAUUCCUUAAUUGGUUAUUUAUUUAGCGUUUUUUUAUCUCAAUAGUUUCCUUUUUAAUUAUAAUAAACAGUUUAUUAGCAAAACUUCGCUCUCCCACUAACGAAACAUAUUUUCUUAGUUUUGCUCGAAGUAUCUUAUUUUUAAUGAAUAAUGCUUAGUUACCUGUUUGAGAACAAAUUUCUAUGAUCUGAAAAAGAAAAAAACGUUUGCAUUCCAAUCAACUGUUUCCUGCAGUACUGGAGCCGAUCAAGAUGCAGGCCAAGUUGAAACUGAAUCAAAAGCCGGAAACAGACGGAAGCAACUGGAGCAUCCCGAAAAUUGAUCUAGGAGUCGAUAUGCAAGCUUUAGCGUUGGCCAUUGGAAAGUUCCAAUAUCAAGACGUGCUUCUUUUCCUCGAAGCUCAAGAAAGGUGCCGUGAAGUCGAUAUUUCUAUACGGAUAUUUCUCAUUUAGGUUCCAAACAGCCGGACAGUAUUUGAAGUACCGACCACAUCUCAAUGAGUACAAGGGACACUAUAAAACAUGGUUUCAAUACACCUUUUGCAUAGGAUUUCAUUCUCAAAAAGAGUUUUCUUUCUCUCGAAAUUGGGCGCAACCAAAUUUUGUCUUUUUCAAGUUGUUCAUUGAAGUCAAGAUCUCAUUGAAAGGGCGUCUCAAAAGCUUUUUUUAGGUGGAAGUUUGCCUACACGUCAAUCCUGGAAGAGAAAGUGAGAAGACGUCGAAAUAACUGGUCUUGGUCCCGCAUGAAGGCCCAUCGAGAACUCGUGAAGAACUACCAGCAGGCCUGGGUCAAGCACCAGACUGAGAGCAGUCCCGGUGGCUCUGUAACGGAGAUCGUCAAGGUGAAAUUCAUACGGGAUGGCUGGGAAAUGUUUGUUCAUAAAAUGGUCGAAUUUUUCCCAAAAGAGCUGAAGUACUCGAAUAUCGAAAACACCAUUUUCAACAAUUUCACUGAAUUUCAGAACAAUUGUGAAAGGAAAAAGUUUUUUUUUCAGCACAACUCUGUAUAAAUAUUAAAUGUGACUUCUUUUUUUAGUCGGAAAAAAAGUUUUUUUCUACGAUGAAGAGCCAAAAAAACGGUUAUAAUUUUCUAAAAUCUACAGUUUUUCAAAUUUUCAGACCAUCAGACAAUUUAUUGUAAGUGAAAAAUCCAACCACGCAUUUCGAAGUUGAACAAAACGCUGUCAAAAAAAUAUGGUGUGAAAAAUUCAGCGGGAUUCGUUGUAAAUUUUGUUUUUUUUUUCCAUAAGAGUUCUGAUUCAAACAGCUUUGCAAGAUAUAAUGAAAAACAAAGUGAACGAAUAUCAAAAAAGAAACAGCCGGAUUUUAAGUAGAAAAACUUAAUUGAGUUUUCGGAUUAUCCAUGGAGCGGACCACUUUUACACCGGCGCGUGAGCCUGUUCAAGCCAUUUUGCUCUAGCCGUUUUUUUGGGCUAUUUUAUAUUUUUUUUUCUACUAUUCAAUCAUUUACCCAAAAUGAACUGAGAGAUUACUUUGUUUUUCGAAAUUUUGAUUCUCGUUUAAGUCUGUUGAAAAAUACUCGCCGUGGUCUUUGAGGAAGCAUGUGAAAACUUUAAUAAGGUGUUUGGUGAAGAGCUUCCAUUCAUGUAACUACUCUUGCGCCUAAAAACAUUUCAAAAUUUUUUUUCAACAGGCGAUAUUGUUACGAAACUUUUGGAAAUUACUUCAUAUUACAACUGAGGCACAUCCAUGUGUUCAGGAAGCCGAAAAGAAGCUCGACGUGUUCAAUUUGAACGUGGCUCGACAACAGGCUGAGUUGGAGAUCGACAGGAAAGAACUCACGCGACUGGAGGACAAACCCCAGGGAUGGGUCGCCUGGGGCAAAAGCUGGUCAAUUUUUGUUCAUAUAAUUUGAAGAAAAAUCGAAAGAACUUAGCUUUUAUCUCGUCAGAGCCGUACUAGUCCAAUUUUUUUUUGCUCCUUUUCUCUGGCGUCAGAAAUAAGUUUACAAAAAAACAGCAAAAAAAAAUUGAUUCUCAGGUUCGGAGGUAGCGGAGGUAGAAGCGGAGAGAAAAAGGACCACAAGGAUAUAACUUCCCAACUCCAGGAAGCCAUCACCCCAGAAGAAAAGGCAAAACUCUUCGAAGCUAUUGACUACCAGGUUCACUUUCCUUUGCCUUUUUUUCGUCAAAAUUUUGUUCAUUAUUACAGGAAAACAUUCCACCGACAAACUAUCCAAAAGAAUACAUCGAGAACAAGUUCGAGUUCAAAUUGGGACAGGUGAAUUUGAAGUUUAUUUGAAAUUUCAUGGUGAUCGCUUCAAAAAUUUUUAGUAUUGAAUAUUUUUCUCAUUGCUAAUUUUUUUGAAAGUUUACGACAUUACUGUUUGUUUCAAAAAAAAAAGCCCGGAAUUCGAAACUUUCUCUAGUUCAUUCAAAUGUUUUCUUGUCAAAAUUGGACUACCACGAGAAGUUCGAAUCACACAUUCGAAAUACUGUAGUUCGGUUCGACUUACUUUCUUUUUUGAGCUUAAUUUUAAUUUCUCAAACGCCAACGAGUAUUUCAAUCAAUGAUGAAUUCCGAAGGAAAACCAAAAGAGUAGAAAAAAAUUUGGCUCAAGCGCGUCUGAUUUUUCUAAAGUCGCCAAGAAGUCGGCAAAAGUUUGUGUUCGAAUCAUUUCUUGGUUCAGGUGGCCAUCGUUGUGGAUGGCGCCCUUUCUCUCCAGCUUUUGCAUUUGAAAGCCAACGUCGAGCAACGACCUUCCGCAGCUGCCAUGAAGUUGAUAGAGAAAGAAAAAACUUGGAAAAGAAAAACAAAUAUUCAGCGUGUGUUCGUCGAUCCAGGAGUUCCGUAUGGAUGGGUGUGGGACAGAGAUCCUACGAGUUCGGGACACCUCGGUGCCGUGGAUGAUGUUCAUGUUGGACACGAACCCUCUGAAGGGCGGCUACGACCAGCUGGUCAAGCUCGCCAUCUCGCCGGUCAACAUCAAGUACCACGCACCCGCCUUCAACUCGGCCAUCGACGUCUUCAAGCCGCCUGAGUCGGUCCGGUUGAAUCAGCUCACCACCCUUGCCAUGUCGCGCUACGAGGAGGUUUAUUUGCACCCGUCAGUCACCAUAAAUUUUGGAAAGAAAUUAUCAAAAUGUAUCAAUUUGAGUCGAAAAAGAUCUUCUGGCUCUUCACAUCAAAAAGGCUCAAAAUGAGAGCGACCACUUCAAGUAAAGAUUUUCCACGGAAUGAAGUCUUCACACGGAAUUGAUGCUUAGAAAUCAAUAUGUGUAAUAACGCAAAUGUUUUUUUUUAAAGUUUCAUUUCAGAAUCGUUUUUUCAAUGAUGUUAUGCUGUCACUCAGAAUUUAAAUUGCCAGUUUUUAGGUGAAAGCUCGAUCGGCCACAGGACUCGCACACGCCGUCGAGAAUCGUUCCAAACUUGAACUCGACGUACAAAUUCACCCUGCGCGAAUUUUCAUCUCUGAAGGCGGUGUCUAUAAUCCGGAAAAGCCGACUUUGUUGGCCGAUCUCGGUCUUCUGACCAUCGUCACGACAACACAGAACGUGGUUGGACGAUGCAUCAAAAUCUUGAAAAUAACCUUAAUUUCAAGAACGAAUCGGUGAAGACAGACCGCUUGCAAUCGCUUAUGGAGCAAGCCUACGAUAGAUUCCACGUGAAACUGUCUAAUGUGGUCAUUUCUCUUGCCGAAGUUCGUUCCUAUUUCAUGUCAACUUUAUGGUUUGCCUUUUUCAGAACGUCGCUCUCGCUGAAGAGUCGGUUCAUCAGAAGGAGUCUCGUCUCCACGUCCUGAAACCGACUGGACUUGACAUCGAACUGCAUAAGAGUUCUAUCGACGAUCUACGAUUGGCAAAGUUGGAUCCUCAAUCGCUAUCUUAGUGAUGAAUCAACCACUAGGAUGCGCAUAAUCGGAAACCUUCCGGACAUUGUCGUCGCGAUCUCGGACCAGCGUCUUCUGAUGUUGAUGAAGCUUCUCUUGUCGAUCCCGAAGCCUGAAGCCGAUCCGGAGACCAAAGCCAUUCAGGAACUCCAAGUUCCUGCGCCGAAGAUAAAGGAUCGUGCCAAAAUGCGAACCAUCAUGGAAGUUGAAGAGGUUUUUCUGGAUAUCCGCUGAAAAUCGACCAUUUUGAUUCGGUUUAGAUCGAAGAAGACGACACUCAGAAGGAGACCGAACAGAAAGAUAAGAAAACGAGCGAGCAGCAAGUCCAAGUGGAGCUCGACCUCAAGCUCCACAGGGUACAUAUCAAGAUCUUUGUUUUCUCAAUAUUAAGAAAUUACUUUUCUCCAGAUUGGUAUCAUCGUUGACCGUCAUGGAGAGGUUCUUUGCGACCUUUCAGUUCUGGAAAUGGCUUGCAAACUACAAAUGCGAACUUUCGACAUGGUUGUCACGGCCGAAGUUUCAUAUCAUGCUAAGCUUCCAUCAUUCUUCGCCAUUUCCAGCUCGGCUCUCUCCAAGUUUCGAUGCCUUCCUUCAAUUCUUUGGACGAGAAACGCAAGUAUUUGUAUCUUAUUGAUAACGUCGAAGAACAUGGCGCUCUUAUGCAGUUGAAAUUCGUCCAGGUUCGCGAACAUCUAGUUUUCAUCGAUUAUUAUUUCUUUUUCUUCUCAAGGCGAAUCCCGAGUCGCCGUUUUUCGCCACUGAGUAUAGAUCGACUGAACAAUAUUUUGAGUUCAAAUUUCGAAGCUUGAACGUCUCACUUCAUCAGGUGCUGCAUUCAGAAGGAUCAAAUUCAUUGAUCGAUUCAGGAAGGAGUUCUGGAGCUGAAGAAGUUUGGCGAGGAGCUUCAGGCAAAGAUAAACGAGCUGCAAGAGAAAACACCUGAAGAAGACCGAAUCGAAGAGCAAGCGAAAAAAAUCAGCAGGAAACUGAGUGAUAGGUUGGAGUCGAAAUUGAAACAGCUUCAGAAAAGCAAAUUGUUGAUCAUUUUAUUAUUUCCAAAAAAUCGGGUUUUCCGCUUUACUCAUAGGGAGUUCCGAGAGAAAUUUUCAUGUAUAAUUCCAAAAUCUUUUUUUUUUCAAAGUCUAGCUUUUUUUCUAUUGCUCAGUUUAACUAAAAAAAAAUUUGAAAAAGUUUUGACUAACUAGGGAACUACUCGGACUCGGGUACGCGGAUAGAGUUCAAACUUUAGUGGUUUAUAGACCUAAGUGAGAGUACUUGAAAAAAAAAAGUGAGAAUAUCUGCUAAACCCAAUAGAGAACUGAGAAAAAUAGUAGAAAAUGUGAGAAUUUGGCUUGAAAAAUUUUUCAGAACACUGCUUUUUACCUUAUUUUAUAUUUUAAUUCAUUCGCCUUGAAUGAUCCGGCUAUGAUAAAUUCCAAAAAACCUUUUCCAGCCAAAAGAAGAAGGAAAGCAAAUAUUUGAUAAUUUUCAAGCCUAAAUUGUUCAUUUUCAAAAAGCUUUUUCUCAGAAGCCUAUGGGGUUUAGCAGAUAAUCUUUCUUGUUUCCAAGUACUCCUACCCGGGUCUGUAAGCCACCAAAGUUUCAACUCGAAACGUGUACCCGAGUCCGAGUAGUUCCCUAGUAAGGAAAUUAUGCGUACAGACCAUAGGUAUAAAAAAGAAAUCGUGUGUUCUAGUAAAUACGUUUAGUCUUGCUUCGGUGGCGUCGCUGCACCGUCAAUCGUCGCAGACGACGUCGCGAUCUAGAAGGUCGACGCGUCGCAAAGAAUCAGCAUACCAACCGGAAAAUGUCGUCGUCAAAAUGCGCGUCAACGCUUCCUUCGACCGCCUGGGCCUUCUUCUCGGGAAUUCCAAAGCCACCGACACCAAACUGGCUAUUAAAGACGUAUAAAAAUGUUUCUGCUUUUUCCUUACUUUCCAUUAUAGAUCGAGACCAAUGUGAGGAUGACAGAGAAGAAGACGGAAGUCGACGCCAAAUUGAAAGCCAUCGUCAUGAACGAUUGCACUCCCGGCGCUGUGUACAAGUUUGAUAAGAGAGUUUUGUGAGAAAGCUGUCGGUUCUCGUUUGAAGGAAGCUGUUGCACGUGACAGGCGACGAAGACAUGCUCCGGUUCAACAUGACUCAGCACCAAAGGACGGAUUCCGAACGAGCCUCGAUGAAUCCGACUGACGUCGAUAUGUUUAUCAAGGUCCUGGAGAAUGAGAAGUCAUCUAAUUUUUUUUUCGAGGAAAUCUGAGUGAAAAAGUCUUUAAAAACAAUCAUAAUUCUUGCAGGACAUUUCUAACUGGAAAUCACGGCGGUUCAAAGAUUAAAGAUGAAACUCUUGAAAGAAUUUGGUAUUGUAUAUCCCUAGGUUUUCUGUUUAAAAAAAAACUUUAAAAUGCAGAAAAAGUUCCCGAAAAUUUUUUUUAUGGGUUAUUUUUUUCAACCUAUGUUUCAAAAGUGUUUGCCUGUUUUUUGAUGCUGCGACUUUCAUAGUUUGUUCCCCGUUUUUCAAAAUUGUCGAUUGGGUUUCAGAAAAAUCUGACCUUUUUCCUGCGCUCCACGGAUUCUCUAAAUUUGGUGUUCAUUUCAUGUGGCUUUCAGAUCAGACUUGCUCAGUUGCGGUUUGUCUUCCUGAACUUGUGGCUGUGUCGACUGAUGGCUUGGAUUGCGCCGUUCCAAGCAGAAGCAGUACGAGCCGCGCAAGCAGCUCAGGAGGUAGAACUUAUCAGAAAAUGAGAAUUUCAUUAAAUUUAUUGAAGGCGGCUGCUGAAAAGGCAGCCACGGCGGCGCAGAACGUCAAGCAAAUGAUGGAGGAGUCGCCGCCGCGAAUCGCACUCGACGUCUUGCUCGAAGCCCCGCACAUCGUCGUCCCUCGAGAUUCCAGAAGCCUCGACGUCGUCGUUCUUCAUUUAGGUCACUCUUUUCUCUCGGAAAUCCUCAACUAUACUCUUUCAGGUAAAAUUCUCGUGCAGAACAAGAUCGUUGGAGAUAAGGAGUUCCGACAGGCGGUCUUGGAUCGAAUGGACAUCAAGCUGACGGAUAUCAACUUUGGAAUGUUUUUCAGCUAGGAAAAUUCGAAACUUUCGAUCUACUGUUUCAGCGGGGUGAUGAACCAAGAGGUCACUGAAGUCACUUCUACUUGCGCCAUUUUGAAGCCUUUGACGUUCACACUGGCUGUUCAAAGGUGAAAAUUUAAAAAAAACCCAAGAGUAUGUAGGAGAAUUCAAUGGAAGCGAGUGGAAUCAUUUUUGGAUAUACGGUAAAACCUUCUAAGGGGAGAAAUGUCAGCAGUCAGACUGGUAAAUAGAAUGAGAAGUUCUAACUUCAGUGACACUCCGAAACUGUCCAAGAAGCUUUUUGAAGGGGACGACCUCAUGAAUUGGUAGUACCAGUGUGGUACUCCUUGUAGUGGACUCUUAGGAUUGACGUGAAAAAACGUUCAGUGGGUACUUCGACGGACUUUUUGUAAAUUUAUCCGGUCUGAUAAAUUGUCGAUAUAACAAUAUCAUAGAAGAAUUUCUUUUAGCAGACUUCUGCUGACUUUUCAAGGCUUCCUUCACGCGGUUAUUUCAUCAUGUGCCAGUUUUUCUAGUCAAACUUUGAACCCUUGAGAAAAAUUUUUUUAUGAAAAAUCUCGUAAUACUUUUUUUAAAAAGUAGUUGAAAUUAACCAAGAAACGGUCUGAACAUCACCUUUAAAUAAGAUCAAAAUUAUCAAAUAUAGUUUUCAUCCUGAAAUUCAAGUUUUUCAAUCGUUCAAUUCAAGGAAUCUUACGUUCAAAAUCGCCAAAGAUCUCCCGGAAGUCGUUGUCGACGCUCAUUUGAACACGAUCGAGGCGGAAAUGUCGGAGAGCGACUACGAGACGCUGAUGCAAAUGCUCAACGGAAAUCUAGCCGAAGGUUCUGAGUUGAUCCCGCCGCCGCCACCUCCGCCGACCUUGUCUGGCGGCGAAUCGACGACACAAACGGCCCCAGUCGUAGCCACGCCCAAAUCGCCUGGAGCCGAUAGCAAAGUAGAUUGAGUUUGGAUGGAAAAAGUUGAGAUUAACUUUAGGCUCCUAAAAAGGAUCGUGAAGCUGACGCGGGUCCACCGCCCGUCGAACAUCCCAAGCCGCGAAUCGUAUUUCAUUUCGCGCUGGAUAAGAUUUCGGCCAUCCUUUAUGACGGUAUCUUUACGAUUGCAAAGAAAAUUCCGAGGCUUAAAAAGAGGCUUCUGUUUUCGGUACAUUGAAGAAACAAAAAAAAAACCGUAGAUCAACAAAGGAGAUAAUUUUAAUUUUCGGUUGGAAUAAUCCUGGAAAUCGGCCUUAAGGCUCAUUGAUCUGCCAGGAACAGUUCCUGGAAGUCUCAACCUUCACAACUUCUUAGUUUUCGAGAGAAAAAAGGGGUCGAAGCUCCAAAAUGGUCUAUUUCAACGGUUUUUUUUUCAAAUUAUUUUCUUUGACUUCGAUAAUUUUUAAAAAACUAAAAAGUUUUGUAGGUUGAGACUUCCAGUUUGUUAAAGCUGCUUCAUGAGUCCAAGUAAUAUCAGGAAUUGAAUUUCGAUUUAGCUGACGCUACGCCUGGAGUUCGCGAUGAACGCCACGCAUUUGCAUCUCUUCAACUUCAGAACUUGAAGCUUUCCGGAAAGAUUGGAGUUUUCUAGUCUUCUAUGGUGUAAAAUUGUCGUGUUUUUCACAGGAAGACAAUGCGCAAACCAUCGCGAUAUCAUUGGAUGCAUUCACGAUGAACGACGAGCGGAAAGACAAAACCAAAGUCCAGCAUCUGAUGGACAAGAAAGGAAAAGAUGACGAACGUUUCUUGGACCUCAACUUCAAACAAGACUCGGAGUCCAAUAAGCAAAGUUUGUUAUUUAAAAUGAACAGAAAAACCAGUUAUCAAGAAAUUUGAGUUGGAACUGUUUCUAUAGAGAUUAGUUUCGAAAUUAAUAAAAAAAAACUUUCUUUAAUGUCAAGUUUUGAAUCGAAGUUUUUGAAAACGCUAAAAGAACCAUUCGAUUCGGGCCUCACUUCCCCGAAAAAAGUUCCUUUUUAGUUCGUCUCAAGAUGACGGCGUUCUUCAUCUGCUUGAACCCUGAGUUCCUUGGCUGUUUGACGCGGUUUUUCACCGUACCUCCGACUGAAGAGCAACGCGAGCGGGAGGAGAUGAUGGCGAAGCAGCAAACGCCGAAAACUGGACCCGCACAAAAGCCUUCCGGAACCAUCGAUCAGGCCGGAACCAUCACCGUCGACUGCGAUAUGCACGUGAGUUUCGACGUCGCAGCGCCUUCUGAAGCUCUCUCUUGAAUGUUCAGGGUGUCGAGGUGAUCGUAAUCGAAGAUCCCCUGAACCCCGAAACGUCGCAAGCGUUGAUACUCUCGUUCAAUGUCAACAUCAACGCUCAGCCCAAGGUGAUGUUCCACGAGGUCGAAGCGCAGCGGAUGAGCGGCGCCAUCGAGAAUCUGACCAUCUUCAGCUCGUACUACGCGGAACAUCGACGCAAGGAAAUCACCUACGAGGUCUAGUCAUUCGAUUUGCUUUUCAUGCUGAAAACAAUGAGUCGUGGACAAAAGUAGACAUCGGUCUUAAAACCGUUGAAAAUAGUUUUUUAAUGCUUCUCCAAAUCGUCCCUCAAAUCAUUUUUUUUCUAAUAGCUUUCUCUCGUGUAUUCCCGGCUUGCAGCUCUGCCCUUUUGAAUUCAAAGAAAUUUUUUCAGGUCACCAGAAAAAUGUUUUUUAAUUUUUUAAUUUCGUUUAGAUCUCAGUUUGAUUUUUGAAGUACUGGAUCCUUUAUUAUUCUAUAUUGAUCCUAGAUUAGUAAUGACGUUGGCAUAGAUACUGGCAGCUGCCCUAAUCUUGACAUGAAUCUAUAUAAGUUUUAAACAUUUUAUUAAUUUUUUUUCAUCCAAUAAGUCAAUCAAUAAUUUUUGUUUUGUCGUUUCAGAUAUAAUCAACUAGGCGGUGAGCCAGACUCUUUUAAAAUCUUAUAAACUUUUAAAGUUAUAUCGAAAAAUCGCUUUUGACGAAUUAGAAGUCCAAACGUGUAGUCGAAAGUGUUUUAAGCAGGGUAUUUCGCCUCAAUUUUCUUUAAAUAGUCCAUUCAGUUGCGAACCCAGGACAGAAACCAUGUUAGAGGUGGAGCGUGAACUUCAAAACCAUAACAUAUAAGGCAUUUUGAUCUACUGACAAAGACAAACAUCUAAAAAUCUAGCAUCACUCAGAAUACAGCGACGGGCUAUUCUGUUCUGUACUCUGAAACUCCUGUUACGACCUUUCUUUCUGUCAUAAUUAGUAUAGUCGCUUUUGAAUUUCAGGUCUUGAAACCAGUGAACAUUCAAGUCUUGGCACAUAUCCGUAAAACUGACAAGUCAACCGAUGCGGUGCUGAAGAUGGGAGAUAUGGAACUGCGAAUGUCGCCUGCAAUCAUCAGACUUUUGUCCGCCGUUUCCUCCGAGUUUUCCAAGAGCAGCGCUGUGGUUUUCAACAUGUUCAAAGUAACUGAAAGAAUUUCCAACGGUUUAGGAUUACGACAAGAGCGAAGGAAAGGUUCCUGCAAUUAAGAGGAAUCCAGAUUAUUGGCUGCCAAAAAUAAUCGAUCAGAGAAAGUGAGAAGAAAUCUUUGAAAUCAACUUCUACUUUUUCUCAGUUUACGGACACUACGUGUUCAAAGAAAUAUGAAAUUUCCAGAAAUUGUUACAGAAGAAGACGUCAUUCUUUUUUCGGUCCUUUUUCCGCGCUUUUUUUUGAAAAUUCUAGGCAAAAGUGUACGGAAUCUUGUUCGCUUUCUUAGACUUCGUAAUGUUAGAAGCACUGGGAAAUUAUUAUUUUUCACUACAAACCCGUUAUUUUAUACAUGUGCAACGAUUUUAUUCAGAUAUUGGUUUUUCACUGCACCUUUGGCCGAAGAAGCAACUGAAGAAGAUGACGACGACGAAAAGGGAUCCAAAAAGCUUCCGAUGGCGACUAUCGAAAAGGCCAGACUCGAGUUCAACCGGAUCAACUUCACCUUGGAAGCUGGAACUGGAGCAGUAUGUUAAUUAUUUUCAAUCACAGAAGGGAUGACAAAAGUAUUAUUUUCAUAGACAGUUCUGAAUUUCAACGUUCGAAUUCACUACAUUAAAAGGUGUACUUAUUAUGUGAAAAACUGAUUAGUCGAAACACAUAUACUUGGUUAAGUCAUGCAGUUUUUGAUUUUUUCUAUUUUGGUGUUGAACUUCAUCGAAAUGAAUUUUAACGACAGGAGGGUUUUAAUAUCCAUUCGAAUGUUAAAAAAAUUAAAUUCGAAAACAGAAAAAGGUGUUUUUAAAAAACACGGGUAUGGCAAUCUCUUGUCCUAGCACCCUUUUCAUAGUUAGACGAACUCAAAAAAUACCGGUUAUUUCUGACCGGCGACCGUAACAGUAUACCGAGUACCACCUUUGGGAGACCUUAACUCUACUGGAGUGGUAUCUGGAGAAUAUUUCCCUCCGGCCGGUCUUUUACGAGUGCUGCUAGGUAGCUCAUGGUUUGCUACCGAGUAGGUAUCCGACAGCUACUUUAUAGCGAGUGCCUCGGGCCGAUCCACGGUGUUAAUAAAUCAUUUGGAAAAAAAAGAAAUCAGUUCUCAGUUUUUUUUUUAAUGAAGUUUAGAUUCCUGUGCCUUUGAUCUUCCUCGAUAUGUUGGUUACCGCUGAAGCUGAGAAUUGGACCUCUGCUUUAAAGUCCAAUGCGGCGAUUUCUAUACAAAUGUCGUAUUACAAUGAGGCAUUGAGGUUUUCUUUUCCAUCCAUUUGUGCUUUCUUUUAUUGAUUACUUUUCAUUGUUAUAAUUUUUUGUUCGCAGUGUGUGGGAACCGAUUAUUGAGCCUGUGGAGACCGAAGAAGGCAGGUUCGAACGCUGGGACCUUCGAAUGACUGUAAAUGUUCGAGACUUCUUCCCACCACGUUGUUGAUUUGAAGGUGAAAGGAAAAGGGAAGAAUGAUCUGAAUGAGUCGACUCCGGCUAUGGAUAUCAAGAUUGACGCAGACAAAAUGCUCAACGUCACCAUCACCAAGUCUUUCUUUGGCUUGUCUACUAAAUUGGCUGAAGUAACAUUUCUUCGUUUUCUCUCAAACGUCAAAAACAUUUCAGCUCUUCGCGACGGCCGCCAAACAGACGUCGCCCACAAAAACGCGCCAGUUGCCUGGAAUCUCGCCGUUCGUCGUGCUCAACGAAUCCGGCGUUGCCGUCAAGAUUCUCGACUCCGAUACGAUCAAAGUCAGCGACAGCGGACAGCCGAUCGACGCGACUCACGGGUCUUUCGUCGACUUGCACCUCAAAACAGAGAAGAGGGAGAAGACUGAAGUGAGAUAUUCGAGCAAGUCGAAAGUUUAUACCAAAAGGAUCUUUUUUGUUGGGAUACAUCUGUCAACAGCUUUCUUUUUUCGCGACCAAAUAAGUUGUGAGAAAAAUUUUGAAGGCUUUUUCAUCCGCAAUCAAAAUUUCCUAGGAAUACCUAGAAUUUCAAUUAGUUCUGCGGUUUUCGACCCAGAAAAAUUGAUCCUCAGCCAAAUAUUAUUCAGCUCGAACGUCUUUCUGUGGAUCAAACUGAAGUCAGCGCAGACCUUCGACUCGACCUUCUCGAUACUGUCAGAGAAACGAAAAUCGGUCGUGCCGGCAAAAGGGCGAUUCCGCUCCCGAAAGUUAGCGCGGGCGGGCACAAAUGGAUGGUUUAAACACUAUACAAAAAUAAAUUGAACAAUCAACCUAAUUUCUAGAUUAUUGCUGAAACGACGAUCGAAAAUGGCCGGCGGCUGGUGACUCUGACGUCUCAUGUGAAAGUCACCAACCACAUGGACUUCCCGAUGGAGAUCUACUCGAAGCACGACACCCGCCUCGACCUUUUCGGCGUCAUCGAGCCUCAGCAAACGAUGCAUCUCGCCGUGCCUCUCCUCUACUCUCCCACUGGCGAAAUCUACCUGAAGCCGGCGGAUGAGAAGUGAGAGGCUGAAAGAGAAACUCCGUUGCAACACCUUCCAUUUGUCUUGUCUAGGUACGAAGUGAGCUUUGAGUCGUUGAGCUGGCACUCCUUCGAGCACGACAAACGGCAGGCUGUCCGUUGCAAUGUCGAAUCUGACGAAAACUUCCAAGGCCUAUACAUCGACACCGUCGUUCAUGAGGAGAAAAUCCCCGAAUGUAUAGUUUUUGGCUAGAUCUUUGAGUGAAGUUGAGGGGAGAAGGAGUUGAAACUAUAUUCAAUGUAUUCGCGGAUUUUCAAUUGAUUUUUUCAGCCUUGGGAUCCGAAGUCAGCACCUUCCACAUGCAUCUCUACCCGCCUCUCGAUUUUUAUAACGUUCUCCCAAUGGACGUCACUCUUGAAGCUCCGGAAAAAAAAACUGUGGUCGCUGGCACCAACGCGAUUCUGAAUGUUGUAACAGAUGGAACCAUCAAAAUGGUGGUGAGCAUUCGAUUCAUUUACCCACAAAAAGAUAUCGUCCGGAAUUUUCGUGCUAGCGGAUAGAACUUCUAAUUAGCAUCAAAACCGAAGUUUUGCUCUUAUGGUAAAAACUGAUUCUUGGACGUUGAAUGUCUCAACGGGUUGCGAUUGACCUUUUGCGCCAAAAGAAAUCCUCAUUUCAGCCGUGUUGAGACAAGAAAAACUUUGAAAACCUUGUGUUUUCAAAUUGCACCAAAAAGUGUUUCAAACUUCUUUCAAUUUAAGAAGUUUUACGUGGAUUCUCAAAGCUGCUCAAUAUCAACGUGAAACCGUUUUUUUACAGGUUGAUUACUUGAACGAGCCACACACACUGGAGAUGAGGGUUCCCACGGAGAAGAAAGAUUUGGUUGUGGUGAAGUUUGUGAAUGCGAACGGCGGUCCUGAUUUGGUAACAAAAUCGAGAGAAAAAUCGAGCUGAGAGUGAUUUUUCCAGCUCCUUGGAUUGCACUGGACGACAGAGUACGGCGUUCAAAAACUGUACCUCUAUGCGCCCUUCUGGGUCGUCAACAACACUUCCAAGACAUUGAGACACACGGUAUAACUCUUCAAAAAUCGAUGUAUUCAUAAUUAGUUGGCUGGAACCAAGAUUCUAGCGAUUAAAUUUACGAAAAAGCUUGAGAUGGAGUUUUUAUAUAAUCUUCGAUUUUAGCAAGUCUUCAGAAGUUUAUAAGAAGUUAUAAAUUAGAAAGGGUUAUCUACACAACAUAACAGACGAAAGACACGGGAUUUCGCUGCUCAAUUAACAAUUCGAAUUGAUCUGCGAAGAUUUUUGUAGAAAAAAAGCAAAAUCGUCAGUGUCAUCCCCACGACGUCUGUUAUGAAUUUCUCUCUGCUUACCCCCUCUAAUCUACCUUUUCGUAAACUUUCAUUUGCGUCGAGACCGCCGUUCAAAAGUAAAACACAUCCGACAAAACACUAACACAGCUCACGACGAAUUUUCUCCACCCCGCUAUGGAUUUGUAGGAGACCAGCGGAAAUGCGCUUUCAAACACGGCCCGUGGUUGUGUCCCAUGCGGAAAGAAGUCGGCGGUGUCGACGCUGCAGGUGACCCCGCUCGUGUCGCUAUCGCUUUUCCUUCUCCUUUUCAAUGACGCUUUGUUUUCACUCAAUUUCAACAUUUUUUUUAUGUCAUUCGCCUUUCUCUCAUUACAUUGCUGUCUUACAGAAUGAGGAGGCGUUAUUGCAUUUGCCUGACUCUAAUCCAAUCAUUCUACCGUAUCCGACCACGGACCUUGCCAAAAAGAAGAAGGUUCGUUUGAACGAAAACUGUGAAAGUUGAGCCGAGCAUGUACAUGGACAGAACGAAUAACGGAAAAAAUUGCUGAUUUAGAAAACGUAAAAAAUGCGUAGAAAAUUCAGCAAUUUUUUGAAUUUUUGGCUUUGCCGCGAAAAGGCGGGUGUUUGUAGAGCAGUUUCUUGGUUUUCUUGUUUUUUUUCUUGUUUUCUGCUGUAUUCAAAAAUAUAACUUUUGUCGUGAAAUUCGCAAAGUGAAAAAGUUAUGUCAAUAUUAAGAUACAAAAUGACCAGUCUAAAGAGCAUUUUUUGAAGACAGUCUUGACUCAAUAUUAAUAGUCUUUAAGCUUUCAUUCCUAAACAAAAACUUCAGGCCCGCGUGAAGAUUGAAGGCGAAAGUGACUGGUCGACCGAGUUCCCUCUGGACACGGUCGGAAAUGCCGCGAUGAUCACCUGUAAAGGGCAAGGUCGAGACUAUGACGUGAAUAGAAGCGCGUGCACAUGAAUCGAUAGCUCAAACAUUUUUAGAUGACAGUCGAUAUCAAGCUGUGCCAGUCUGGGCUGACGAAAAUCGUCACAUUUGCUCCGUUCUAUCUGAUCUCUAACCUCGGCAAAUUCCCCAUUGAAGUCAGAGAAGACGCUCAAAACUUCUGGACCGAAAUCCCGGGAGAAACGGUAUCACGUCUGAAAAAAGUUGCCGUGGUUUUCAAAUGAUGGCUCUAAACACUUGAAGGAGCAAAGACAACGCCCAUCAUAAGUAUUUCAAUUUAUUUAUAUUCUCAGGAAAGUUCUAGAAAAUUUCUUAAAUUUUCGCAGUAUUACAUGUACUCCUCCUAGACUUCAUACUAGCCCUAAGCUGGCAGACACCAUAGGAACCGUUUAAUAUCAAACUCGUAUGAAAGCCGCUGCAACUUCUUGAUGGAGAUCGAUUCAGAUUGAACGUGAGAUUAUAGUGCGUUGGUGUUUGGCCGAUCGAACGUGGGAAGAAGAAGCUGAUGUGUGCUCGGUACAAGGGCGAAAAGGAAGAGUCUUUACUUUUCCCGAUUACGGAAAACAUCGAAACUCUGUGUCAUGUAGGAGAACAAAAGAACCUUCAUGAUCAGAAUACGUUAAUUCAGAUCGAUAGCGACGUAGUUGGUCUGGAAGUUUCGGUUUCGACAGGCGAAGCGUCGGUGGCGGUUCACAUCAGUCCGUUCCAGCCAGGAAUGGCUCCCUGCCUUGUUAUGAACAACCUCAAUGUGCAUAGUUGCCUCAAAGAACUUCUCUAGUUGACUUUUUGCAGGUGCCUGUCACUUUUGGACAACGAGGCUAUGGAAAGAAGACGGUGAAGAGCAACGAAAUGGCCAUGUUCACCUGGUCUAACAUCGUCGCCCCAAGACUUUUGGAAGUGUCCGCCGGCGAUUGGCAUUUUGAAGACAAAAUGGACCAGAACAAGUUUGGAGACGUGCAAAUCGACAAAAAUGUUAGAAGGUAUACAGCUUUUUAUUGUUCAGAAAAAGUUGAAUUUGAGGAGAAAUAAUGUUCUACAUGUUCAUUUUUUUUUUUCAAAAUAUCAUUUUGGACUUUAUUGAGGAAAAUAUGAAACUUUUUUUUUAGGGAUUUGAGGUAUUUCUCCAAGAUUUUUCGUCGGAAACAAGGGAGAAACUCCCUGCCAAGCUUUCGAGUUCAGUACUUUGUGCAUGAAAGCUUGCCGCAAAUUCAUUUUAGGCUCUUAAUUUCGAAAUAAAAAAUUUUCAAGCAUACGCUUUUUAGCUGUAACUUAAGAUGGAAAGUAAAGAAAGUUUAAGAAAGUUUUUUUUGUUCAAAAAUCGUUGAAAACCUGUGAUUUUUGUGAAGGUUCUGCUAUUACUCGGUGUUCCUCGCGGGUCGUCAGCGGAUCCUCCUACUGACAGCAGACCUUGAUAUCGCGAGAUCUGCCUACGGCUCUUGGGAAACGGACAACGUUGAUCUGCAAGCCGAGAUCAGCCUUCAAGGCUUCGGCCUCAGCGUAGUCGACAAUGUUGUUGGACGAGAGGUUUUCCCCGGUCUUCCAUCAUUGAUUGAUUAUUUCCUUACAGAUUAUCUACAUGGCUAUUUCGUCUUCUGACAUUUUAUGGGAGGAAGAGAUCAAGAAGGGACGCUUCAGACCGCUCGCUGUGAAACAUAUGCAAGAACUAGAGGAGAAGUAUCAGAAGCAUUUGGUGUCACCUAACAAUGAGUUUGAGGUGAAGCCUCUUGGGAAUGCAGAGCAAAAAUGAAGAAGUUUCUAGGCUAUCGACACUUUUGAAGUGAAUAUGGCGACGAUGAUCAUCAAGAAGAAGAAGGGCAAGGAGGCGAAACUGAGACGAAUUUUCGGUCAAGGCGUCUGGGCCAACUACGGAAAAAGCGCACAACGGACUCGUCUCCACGCCAAGAUCAACCACAUUCAAAUCGACAAUCAGUUGGAUGCCUGUGUCUUCCCACGAAUUUUGGCUGUUGUCCCGCCACCGAAGAGCGUCGUCGUUGAUAACAGUAAGCACAAAAUAAGAAGAGUCCAAGAAACCUUUUCUGAUGGCUGGUCUUAGCUAAGAUUAUUGAAAACAAACAAAUUUACUCAGUUCCAUCGAUUUGCGAAAUAUAGCAUGCCGGAAUAUGCAGGAGAAGCUUGUAAACUUCUUUGAAUCGAGUUUUUUUGAUUGAAAAUAACAUGACUUCGAAGAUGUUAAAAGAAACGAAUUGAAACUUGAAAUUCUCCUAGAAAAGUAGUUUAUAAUACACGUCACUUGAGAAUGGCGAAAACCCAUUGUUAUGAAGAUUCAAAAGUUAUUUUUGAGCUGAAAUUUAUAUAACGUAUUGCAACCUUCUGAGCUUAAAUUUUUACCAAAAAGGCUCCUCUAUUUUGGCUUUUAAAACUAUGAGUUUUAAGUGCUGGAAAAAUCAGAAAAAGGGACGUUUUGAAAGUGAUUUUUGUGCAAGUGAAAUUUUUUAGGCUCAUACUUGAAGUUUUGAGACUGUCUUUGAAAACAAUGCCAGCGUAAACUAGAUCAAAGUCCAAAGAAUUUUUUGAAAGGCUCUAAGUCGACGGCUAUUAUGUCUGCGAUUAUUUAUUGCUAGCCAUUCUGCCAUACACUCUUAUUCGGUUCGCCUCAGAUUUAAGCUCAAAAAUGGAAGCUCCUUUCCGGUUUGAACUUCCUCUCUUUUCGAAAACUCAACUUGGGAAUUCUGAUGCCGUUGAAUUUCAGCUCCGAAGCCAUUUGUCGAAUUAUCUUUGCUUCAACGUCAACCUGAGUUCUCAAGCGUUGCCGAGGUUCUCAUUUCUUCUCCAAAACUGAGACGUGUACCCAAUUCAGAUUGAAUAUGGACACGCUCUGAUUCAAGAGUUCUCUGUGCAAGUCGAUCAAGGGCUCAUCAACGCCUUCAUGCAGUUCUUGGCUGGUGAAGUCGAAAAGAAACCAUAUGGAGUUGGAUUCUGA
Molecule: messenger RNA, 19313 nt
Organism: Caenorhabditis auriculariae
Lineage: Eukaryota; Metazoa; Nematoda; Chromadorea; Rhabditida; Rhabditidae
Source: the annotation of a GenBank genome assembly